Messenger RNA from Penicillium odoratum, 906 nucleotides. RefSeq lists its product as uncharacterized. Lineage: Eukaryota; Fungi; Ascomycota; Eurotiomycetes; Eurotiales; Aspergillaceae. The transcript has a single exon. The record is from RefSeq and is a predicted model, not a curated record. Bases 1 to 906 code for a protein of 301 amino acids.
AUGGUACGCCUCUCGUUCCUUCUCGCCUUAGUGGCCAGCACCGCGGCUUUGCCUACAUCUGAUCCCGUCUUUGAGGAGGAGGACUGCAGUUAUGAAGAGGACCAAGUCGACCUUCUCUACUGGCUACCCAGUGGAAAUGCCUUUUGUCGAGAUCUUCUUCAUAUUUCUGCCGAUGUGGCGUACAUCACUCAAGCAAAAACUGUGACAGUCGCGCAAUCCACCAGCACAAUAACCGAGUCGAUCACAUCCACAUCCACCACCACUUUGGAAGCAGAAACUGGCUAUGUUAACAUCACCGGCACUGAUGACUCCUUUGUGAGCCUCACCGAUGUCCAGACAGUACUUGUUACCGACGUGCUUGCCACUAUUGCCCUGACCGACAUAGUCACCGAGACCAUUACAAAGGAUACAACCAGUGUGGCCACAGACACCUUGACUUAUUUGACCACCGACACGGUGACGGACUUUGCGACCGAAACUAUCACCCAGGCCUUCACGAACACUGUCACUCAAUACUCAACAAUCUUUGUGAUUGACUCCAUCCCCGCCACUAUGACGGAUAUCUUCACACAGUCCUACACCAACUACCACACUGAGACCUAUGUUAUUUCUUUUACGGAAACCAUCUUUGCCACGGAAAGUGACGAUGUCACUACGACUCAAACCUAUGUCUCUACUGCUACUCAAACCAACUGGGAAACAGUUACAGACGUAGCUACAACGACCGACAUAUCUUCUGUUUCUUCGACGACAACCACCAUCCUCACUGAUGCAACAACCGCAACGAUUACGGACGUUGUCUCUGCUGCCAAGCGAGAUCUCGCUGCAGCAGCUACUGAGAUUUUCACCCCAGAAGCCUUGGCUGCCUAUUCCCCCACGAAUUGUCUAGUGCCUGCUCCGAACUAG